Kogia breviceps (pygmy sperm whale) is the source of this 893-nucleotide messenger RNA. RefSeq names its product aquaporin 5 (gene AQP5). Gene Ontology annotation, biological process: carbon dioxide transport; water transport; transmembrane transport. NCBI's taxonomy places the organism in Eukaryota, Metazoa, Chordata, Mammalia, Artiodactyla, Physeteridae. The record is from RefSeq and is a predicted model, not a curated record. Gene Ontology annotation, cellular component: apical plasma membrane; plasma membrane. Gene Ontology annotation, molecular function: water channel activity.
AUGAAGAAGGAGGUGUGCUCCGCGGCCUUUCUCAAGGCGGUGUUCGCAGAGUUCCUGGCCACCCUCAUCCUCGUCUUCUUCGGCCUCGGCUCGGCCCUCAAGUGGCCGUCGGCGCUGCCCACCGUCCUGCAGAUCUCGCUGGCCUUUGGCCUGGCCAUAGGCACCAUGGCCCAGGCCCUGGGGCCCGUGAGCGGUGGCCACAUGAACCCUGCCAUCACGCUGGCCCUCCUGCUGGGCAACCAGAUCUCCCUGUUCCGGGCAGCUUUCUACAUGGUGGCCCAGCUGGUGGGCGCCAUUGCCGGGGCUGGCAUCCUCUAUGGGGUGGCACCGAGCGAUGCCCGAGGCAAUCUGGCCGUCAACGCGCUCAACAACAACACAACUCCAGGCCAGGCCGUUGCGGUGGAAAUGAUUCUGACCUUCCAGCUGGCUCUCUGUAUCUUCUCCUCCACCGACUCCCGCCGCACCAGCCCUGUGGGCUCCCCAGCCCUGUCUAUUGGCUUGUCCGUCACACUGGGCCACCUAGUGGGGAUCUACUUCACCGGCUGCUCCAUGAACCCGGCCCGCUCUCUUGGCCCCGCAGUGAUCAUGAAGCAGUUCAGCCCCUCGCACUGGGUGUUCUGGGUGGGGCCCAUCGUGGGGGCUGCCUUGGCUGCUAUCCUCUACUUCUACCUGUUCUCCUCCAACUCCCUGAGCCUGAGUGAGCGUGUGGCCAUCAUCAAGGGCACGUAUGAGCCCGAGGAGGAUGGGGAGGAGCAGCGAGAGGAGCGGAAGGAGACCAUGGAGCUGACUGCCCAGUGACCAGCAUCAUGCAGGGGCCAGCCUCUCAGCCCCUGAACCGCAGGGGGAGAGAAGAGAAAUUUAGGACAGCAGAGCUUCCUUCCCCCGCAGCUGGG